This is a messenger RNA of Blastomyces dermatitidis ER-3, 282 nucleotides long. RefSeq lists its product as uncharacterized. The record is from RefSeq and is a predicted model, not a curated record. Bases 1 to 282 code for a protein of 93 amino acids. The transcript has 3 exons. Lineage: Eukaryota; Fungi; Ascomycota; Eurotiomycetes; Onygenales; Ajellomycetaceae.
AUGAACCAGCACGGUCUUUGUGGAUAUCGACGAGAAUCCUGCACCUGGGGCAUAAAGCGAACAGCCCAACACGGCGAAGACGGAGAAUCAAGUUUCGCAAAGGACCCCGAGGAAGCCAUUCAAGAAAAGACGACGACGAAGCCCAAUAUAUGGGUUUUGAUUGAUCAUCCCGACGAAAGCGAACGAAAACCAAGCAAUUCGACCGCGGCAAGCUUGAGGAAAUGCACGAUGACCGCAUCAGCGCUGAUGUCUCCAUCAGAUGACAGGCGACUGGCUAGGUAG